Molecule: messenger RNA, 647 nt
Organism: Danio rerio (zebrafish)
Lineage: Eukaryota; Metazoa; Chordata; Actinopteri; Cypriniformes; Danionidae
Source: RefSeq, a predicted model, not a curated record
CCGUUUUUAAUAAAUUACAGAUUUGUGCAAGUUCAGAGUCAGAAGCGCUUCAGAAGAGCUGAUAUCAGGACUAGAAGUGAGAUUUGUGAGCUGAUUCUGUCAUAUAAAGGUUUUUUUUGGCUUUGCUGAAACUAAAAGGACAAAUACAAUCACUGGAAGAAGCAAUGGCUCUUCUGAGGUCUGGAGCGCAGGGUCUGUGCUGUGUGACACUGGCUGUUUUGCUGUGUUGUGGAGCUUAUACCGAGGCUUCAGUGCUCAACCUGCGGCGUUUCAUCGGCUGUGCAGUCCGAGAAUUCACCUUUCUGGCCCGUAAGCCUGGAUGCGGAGGCCUGCACAUCACCACUGACGCCUGCUGGGGGCGCUGCGAGACCUGGCAAAAGCCUGUGCUGGAGCCGCCGUUCAUCGAGUCUCACCAGCGCGUCUGCACCUAUAACGAGACUCGACAGGAGACGGUGCUGCUGCCCAACUGCACCGCCGGUGUGGACCCGUCCUACAGCUUUCCAGUGGCCCUGCGCUGUGACUGCGGCCUUUGUCUCACCAGCACCACUGAAUGCAUCACUUCAGUCUGACCAUGUGCUGGAGAAACAAGACUCCACUCUUGUUAUGACCGUGUAACACUGCAGGAAUAAAGUUAAUCAGUACGUCAA